Molecule: messenger RNA, 3605 nt
Organism: Sorghum bicolor (sorghum)
Lineage: Eukaryota; Viridiplantae; Streptophyta; Magnoliopsida; Poales; Poaceae
Product: disease resistance protein RPM1
Exons: 3
Coding region: 444-3245 (933 amino acids)
Biological process (GO): defense response to other organism
Molecular function (GO): ADP binding
Source: RefSeq, a predicted model, not a curated record
CCUCUAGCGAGGUGCAACUCCUCCCACUUUUUUGAGGAAACAGGAGGGAGCAAGAAGCUCCUACUGAGAUUAAAUUAAAACAAACAAAGUACAGAUCCUUAAGCUGAAAACAAGCUCUGGAAAUUGAUUUCAUUUGUGAAAGUCACGUGUGUUUUGCUUCAAGCAUGUUAAGGAAGAAACACUCUCUUUGUCACUCUGAGGCUCUGACACGUUGAAGCAUACUACCAAUUAAGCGAGAACCAUCUCCUAUUCUGGUAACCAUCCACUUCAUUUUACCAUUUCAAAAUAAAGUUUGGAAUCUUGCUUUGCAUGUUUAGAACUUUAUUAGUUUUCCAGCAGCAAGCUCGAUCUGAAAAUUGAUCUGAUUUGUGAAAUUUGGGUAUGCCAACCACAUGCACACACGCCUGUGACUGAGAGCACUCAAGGAAGUCCACACAACUAACAUGGCAGAGGCUGUUGUGGGUGUGUUGAUCGCCAAGCUCGGUGCUGCCUUGGCCAACCAGGCAACAGCCUAUGGUGCAUCCCUGCUGCUUUGCAAUGAAACUUCUGCUCUCAAGGCUCUCUUUGGCGAGAUCCACAAAUCCAAGGAGGAGCUGGAGAGCAUGAAAGCCUACUUGCAUGAGUCAGAGAGGUUCAAGGAUACCGACGAGAUCACCGGCAUCUUCAUCAACAAGAUCCGGGAACUAUCUUUCAAGAUUGAGGAUGUUGUCGAUGAGUUCAUGUACAAGCUUGAGGACGACAACCAUGGAGGAUUUGCAGCCAAGAUGACGAAGAGGAUCAAGCAUCUCAAGGUUUGGCACCGUCUAGCUCACAAGCUCUAUGAUAUCAAUGCCCAGCUUAAAGACGCUGCGGAAAGGAGGGCCCGUUAUGUCAUCCCAGGAAUGCAGGGAAACGCUGGGAGCAGUGACAAUCAUGGCAGAUCCACCAAUCAAAAUUUAUGUUUUGCAAGAGAAGAGGAUGUAGUUGGUAUUGAAGAUAAGGCAACCAAGCUCAAACAUUGGCUAGUAGGUGAUCUGGAAGAAAAGAACUACAAAAUAGCCACAGUGUGGGGAAUGGGUGGUGUAGGUAAAACUACUUUGGUUGACCAUGUCUACAAGACUGUGAAACUGGAAUUUGAUGCUGCAGCCUGGGUAACAGUGUCAAAGAGUUACCAAGUUGAAGACUUGCUAAAGAGGAUUGCAAGAGAGUUUGGGAUUGUAACUGAUGUUACUAAUAUGGAAAUUAGAAACUUAGUUGAGAUCAUCCGGAAACAUCUUGAAGGUAAAAGGUUUAUCUUGGUUCUUGAUGAUGUUUGGGAAAAGGAUGUAUGGAUUAAUAAUAUCAUGGAAGUCUUUCCAACUAAUUGCACCAGCCGAUUUGUUUUCACAUCAAGAAAGUUUGAAGUUGCAUCAUUGGCAACUGGUAAUUGCGCUAUUAAACUGGAACCUCUAGGAGAAAAACACUCUUGGAAGUUAUUCUGCAAAGCAGCUUUCCGGAAUAGUGAUGACAAAUGGUGCCCAUCAGAGUUACAUGAUUUGGCUACAAAGUUCUUACAAAAGUGUGAAGGUUUGCCUAUUGCCAUUGCAUGCAUAGGACGUUUAUUGUCUUCCAAAGACCUAACAUACGCAGCAUGGGACAGUGUGUACAGGGAGUUAGAAUUUCAGCCAACUAAUAAUGUGAUCCGUGGUGUUGAUAUUAUUCUAAAAGUCAGUUUGGAGGACCUUCCAUAUGAACUGAAGAAUUGUUUCUUAUAUUGUGCAAUAUUUCCAGAGGAUCAAGAAUUGACAAGGCGAACCUUAAUGAGGCACUGGAUUACUUCUGGAUUCAUCAAGGAAAAAGAUAACAGAACACUAGAACAAGUGGCAGAGGAGUACUUGAAUGAUCUAGUAAACCGAAGCCUACUACAAGUUGUGAUUAAAAAUGCGUCUGGACGGGUGAAACGUUGCCGAAUGCAUGAUGUUAUCCGCCAUCUUGCCAUUGAAAAGGCAGCAAAAGAAUGCUUUGGUAUUAUUUAUGAGGGCUAUGGGAACUUUUCGGUACAUGGAACACGCAGACUGUCAAUACAGAGGACCAACAAUGUACCACUGAAUCAAUACAGUGCAACAUAUCUCCGUGCAAUAUAUGGUUUCACGAGUUCUGUUAAUAUUGAUUUGGUGAGGCCUAUCCUUGCAUCCUCAAUAUUGUUGUCCACGUUGGAUCUACAAGGGACUAGAAUCAAAAUGCUGCCUAAUGAUGUCUUCAAAUUGUUUAAUCUGCGUUUCUUGGGUCUUCGCGACACUAGAAUUGAGAUUCUACCAGAGGACAUUGGAAGAUUGCAGAACCUAGAAGUACUGGAUGCAGCGCAUACAUGUCUGCUAUAUUUACCAAAGGGUGUCGCAAAACUAAUCAAGCUUAGGCACCUAUAUGCGACUGUAAAGAUCACUGAACGAUGUUUAUUCUUCGGUUAUGCUGGAGUUAAGAUGCCAAAGGGCAUUAGGAACUUGACUGGACUGCAUGUUCUGCAAACUGUUAAAGCUACCCCAGAGAUUCUCUGUGAUGUUGCAGCUUUGACGGAGCUACGAAAAUUUGCAGUUGACAAUGUAACAAGUGAGCACUCAGUAGACUUGCGUAAUGCUGUUCUGAACAUGAGCAAUCUUGUCUCUUUGAUAAUUCAUAUGUCAAAUGAAAAUGAAGUGUUGCCAUUGGAAGGACUCCAUUUACCAGAAACUCUUUCGAAGCUUUCAUUGGAUGGGAAGCUGGAAAAGAAACAGAUGCCUCAAAUUCUAUCAUCCUGGUUGCAUCUUAACAACCUUACUAAAAUGUCUCUUAAAUCCUCCAAACUUGAUGAGAACUCAUUUAGAACCCUCAUGGUGUUGUGUAAUUUACGCAAACUUGCCCUUUUCAAGGCUUAUGAUGGAAACAAAUUAUGUUUCUGUGCACAAACGUUUCCUAGACUGACAGAACUACAUAUAAUGGGUGCUCCGCAGCUCAACCAAGUUAAAAUAGAAGAAGAUGCACUGGGAAACCUUGUUGAACUAUCAUUUUCAGUGUGCCCAGAAUUGAAGUGCCUCCCUCAUGGCAUUGAGUACCUUGAGGCCCUUGAUGAAUUGUAUUUGGAAGAUGUUGCAGAUGAGCUUAUAGAGAUAUUUAGGCAGGAAGGUGAGGCAAAUGAAUGCAAGGAGGAAUUAUUGAAGAUUACCAACAUUAGGGAGGUUAUUGUUACAUCAACUGAUAAAGACUUUUGGCGAAGAAUUGUAUCCAGAAAAGGGAAUGAAUUGGCUAACUGAAGGCCUUAGGAUCCUGGCUGUUAUUUCGGGAGUUCACAUACAAGGUUGCUGCUGCAUUUGUUGGUCUGCUUUGGACCUUUGGUGGGUUAGUUCACUGGUUAAUGAACAAGUAUAAAGCUAGCGAUCGAGGAAGCAGAGGAAAUUCAUCCAUCAGCAAGGGAAGUGCCUGAUUUCUGCUUGGGUGCAGAUUGCAGAAUAGAGUAUCAAUACGAAUUUACUAAGUUAGUUUGUGAGUUAAGUGCAAACACUGUUGCGAUUUUAAUUGCUCCCUCAUGUCUUUUGUGCCUGGAGUAGAUCUAAGCAUAAAAACUUGUUCCAAGUGCACUGUCAUGCGAUUUAUUGGCUUGAUGUCAUUCAUGA